This is a messenger RNA of Symsagittifera roscoffensis, 1904 nucleotides long. RefSeq lists its product as uncharacterized. NCBI's taxonomy places the organism in Eukaryota, Metazoa, Xenacoelomorpha, Acoela, Convolutidae. The record is from RefSeq and is a predicted model, not a curated record. The coding region runs from base 354 to 1889 and encodes 511 amino acids. The transcript is spliced from 5 exons. Gene Ontology annotation, molecular function: protein binding.
GAUAAAGCAGUAGGAAAUUGCCAUUCGCAAUUUCCGUCACAAUAAAACUAGAGUAGAGCUGUCCUAUCUGAAACAGAAGGAAGCGUAUUCCCGAGAAUUGGACUAUUAUUGCUCGACUGGAUUAUCAUUUAAACUGGACUAGAGUGAACCUUCGAUGGAAAGGUGGACAGCUUGAGUGUCCCAGUGGUUCACGAGAAACUAUACUCUAGAAUUCAAACUUGUUCCUGUUAUUGAAACUAACAAACAUUAAACUCAUUUAGUUACAUUAUUUAAUUCUCGAGUUGUUUACUAACUUAAUUACUCCCAGUUCUUGAGCGUGCUACGAUGCAAAAUGAUGGGUUCUUGAAUAAGAGAUGGAGUCGAAUAAUUCGUUAAAUCAAAUAGGGGAUCACAAGCAUUGCAGUUUCUGUUUCGGCUUCUAUGAAAGUUCGCAUGGACAACCUGUCUGUAACACAUGCCAUCUGUUCUUAUUUGCGCUAGAUCCAGGCGAACUUGAACGCUCAUCUGCGACUGAAGAUGAUCAAAAUGGAGAGGACGAGCAAAGUUUGGACUCUGGAAACGAGGAACCUGUUGAUCACCCGGAACUUGUUGAUGGAAGCGGCGAUCACGAGUUAGCUUUGAUGAACGGCAUUGAAGACUCCAGAGGCGCGUGUACAACAACAGAGCAGUCAAUACAUUCAAUGCGGUCAUCAAGCAAUGCAGCUAUUCUAGACUCCGUAGACGUACUCCCUGGAGUUCAGGAUGAACUGAAUAGAAGAAUUCGAGCCCUCUCAAAUUAUAGACCUCCUCAUUGCGUGUUCUCAAAUUCCUUCAAUAACUCAAGUGAAGUCUCGAAUUGCCGGACAACAUCUACCUCAACUGCUGGACACAAUAAGCAAGUGGUCGACAGGGUUCCAGAAGAACUUCUUGUCACUAAAAUCUUCCCUCACCUCGACGACGUCCAACUUUUUAUGUGCAGUAAAGUUUGUCGUCGCUGGCAACGAAUAAUCUUGUCUUUAGGUUUACCUUGGCGGAAUUUUGUCAUGAGUCGCUGGCCUCUGUUUUCUCCUCAAUACGAAGUGAUCGACUGGUACGAGGCAUACGGUCGCUUAGUUGAUUCAACAUUCUGUCAUCGAUGUCUAUGGUCAAUCACGCCCCUUGAACUAGUCAAUGUAGAAUGUCCUCACUUAAGCAGCGGAGUACUGCAGAACACUACAAAUCAGAAUCGCGUACAAAAUACUUUACACCCCCAAGCAGUUAACAGAGGCUGGUCAAUGCCAGCCAGUUCAAGCGCUUCAAACAAUUUUGUAGGUGUUACUGGCCGACAGCCUCCUGUUUUAAACCAAAAUGUACCUCAGCGAAAUUUCUGGUCAACAAAUUUCACUCAUUCGGCUUCUGCGGGGUUUAUUUCGUCAGCGUUAAGUUCAAGAGUAGACCAAGACUCGUGGCGCAACCGGCGACUUCUGAGCGAAUUUCAGAAUCUUAAAUGCGACCCAUUUCUAGGAAUUGAUGCUGUGAGAUUGGAUCCAGGCGGGUACUUGUGGCAAGCAUCCGUUGAAGGUCCCCUGGGUACGCCUUACGAGGGGGGCGUUUUCUUCAUCUUUAUGUUCAUUCCGGAAAACUACCCUUUGAAGGCGCCCAUAGUUCGCUUCCAGACUAAAAUCCUGCACCCCAACGUCAGUGUGCACGGAGACAUCGGCAUAGAGUCCAUUGGAGGAGCGAAUUGGAUCCCAACCCUCACCCUCUCUAAGGUGCUGCUGAGUGUGUUAUCUCUUCUCACGGACCCAAACUGUGAAAUAUUUAUGAAUGCAGAAGCUGCGAGACUGUACAGAACUGACCAGAAUAGAUUCAAUCGGUUGUCCAAAAUAUUCACAUACAAAUACGCCAUGAUUGAUUAUAUAAGUAAUUGAUAUGAAAAGAAGGAA